Messenger RNA from Entamoeba dispar SAW760, 543 nucleotides. RefSeq lists its product as uncharacterized. The transcript has a single exon. Gene Ontology annotation, molecular function: GTPase activity; GTP binding. Lineage: Eukaryota; Evosea; Mastigamoebida; Endamoebidae. Gene Ontology annotation, biological process: regulation of exocytosis; protein secretion. The record is from RefSeq and is a predicted model, not a curated record. Bases 1 to 543 code for a protein of 180 amino acids.
AUGAACCAAAUACAACCCAAUAAACCUAAAAUGAGAAUUGUAUUUGUUGGAACAUUUGGUGUUGGAAAAACAUCCUUAAUACAACAAUAUUGUAAUGAAGAAUUUCAAGAAAAUCCUGUUGCAAUUGAAAAAAUAAAUAAAGAAGAUAAAAGAAAAAAAAAUGUAUUUGAUAUUGAAAUGGUUGAUUCAAUGGGAGUUGAAAAAGAUGAUCCAAAUAAUUAUUUUUAUUUUCAAAAAUGUCAUGGAUGUGCUUUAGUUUUUGAUAGAACAUCACAAGAAUCCUUUGAUGCACUUCAACAACUUUAUUUAAAUAUCAAAAAAUAUGGUUCACAUGAUAUGAGUCUUAUUCUUAUUGGAAAUAAAUCUGAUGAUUCUAUUGUUGUUCAAAAUGAAAUUGCACAACAAUUUGCUACAGAACAUUCUAUGAGAUAUUUUGCAUUAACUGCUAAACAACAUAGUCAAGUUGUUGAAUCAGUAGAAUACCUUGUAGAUUUAAUUUAUAAAAACUAUUAUAAAGAAAAUAAUUCUUGUUAUAUUGUUUAA